Molecule: messenger RNA, 1659 nt
Organism: Rotaria sp. Silwood2
Lineage: Eukaryota; Metazoa; Rotifera; Eurotatoria; Philodinida; Philodinidae
Source: the annotation of a GenBank genome assembly
AUGGAUAAAAAACAAGCAAAUCCAAAAGAUUUAACCAGUCAUACUGUUAAGCAAACGCCUGACUGUAUUUAUGAACGUUUACGUUCUCAAAUUUGUCUUAUUGGAUCAGCUGCAGAAUCAACUUCACAUAUAUUCUUUGUUUUUGGUGCAUCCGGUGAUUUAGCUAAAAAGAAGAUUUAUCCAACACUUUGGUGGCUUUAUCGUGAUGGAUUUUUACCAGAAUAUAUUCGUUUUAUUGGUUAUGCUCGUAGCCAAAUUACAAUUGAAAAAAUCUUUGAAAAUGCUGCGAAAUAUAUGAAAGUUCAAGAAGAUGAACGUGAAAUAUAUGAAAAAUUUGUUGAAAUAAAUUCCUAUGUUGCUGGUUCAUAUGAUAAUGGAAAAGAUUUGGAAAAAUUAAAUACUGAAGCUAAUAAAUUAUCAAAACAAGAAAGUGCACAUCGACUUUUUUAUUUAGCAUUACCACCAAGUGUUUAUGAAAGUGUUACAGAAUUGAUUAGUAAACAUUGUCGACCAAAAUCGCCUGGUUGGUUACGUUUAGUUGUUGAAAAACCAUUUGGUAAAGAUCUUGAAAGUUCAAAUAAAUUAUCUUCACAUUUGAGUAAUUUUUUUACUGAAGAAGAAAUUUAUCGUAUUGAUCAUUAUUUGGGUAAAGAAAUGGUACAAAAUAUCAUUGUACUUAGAUUUGCGAAUCAAAUUUUAUCAAGAAUUUGGAAUAGAGAUUCGAUUGCAUCAGUUAACAUUAUUUUUAAAGAAGAUAUUGGAACACAGGGAAGAGGUGGUUAUUUUGAUGAAUUUGGAAUUAUUCGAGACGUAAUACAAAAUCAUUUAAUGCAAAUUUUAUCAAUUGUUGCCAUGGAAAAACCACGUUCCACGAAAGGGGAAGAUAUUCGUGAUGAGAAAGUAAAAGUAUUACGUUCUGUAUUGCCAAUUAAAAUCGAAGAUGUUGUCAUUGGACAAUAUUUUGGUGAUAAAGAUUCAACAGAUCCUGAACGUCAACAAGGCUAUUUAGAUGAUAAAGGUGUUCCAAAAGAUUCAACAACACCGACAUUUGCACAAGUUGUUCUUUCAAUAAAUAAUGAACGUUGGGCUGGUGUACCAUUUAUUCUUCGUGCAGGUAAAGCAUUGAAUAAGAAAAAAGCUGAAGUACGUAUUCAAUUGCGUGAUGCUCCUGGUGGAAUGUUUGAUGAAGACAUUCGUCAAAAUGAUCGAAAUGGUCAAUUAGCUCGUGAUGAACUUGUAAUACGUAUUCAACCGAAUGAAGCGAUUUAUCUUAAAAUAAAUACAAAACGACCCGGCGAAAUGGGUUUUAGCAUUGAAGAAACUGAAUUAGAUUUAACAUACGGUGAACGUUAUCAAGGUGUUAAAUUACCUGAUGCAUAUGAGCGUUUAAUUCUUGAUGUAUUUAUGGGUUCAAAAAUAAAUUUUGUACGUUCAGAUGAAUUACAAGAAGCAUGGCGUAUUGUCGAUCCAAUACUUAAUGAAAUUGACAAGAAACAAAUACCAAUCAUUCCAUACACAUUUGGUAGUUCUGGUAUAUGCCAAGCAUUCGAAGCAGCAGCUAAACAUGGUUAUAUUUUUCGAGGUACUUAUGUUUGGAAAGAUGAACGAUCUGCAUCAAUAACAAAUAAGGAACAAACAAAAACUGAACUUAAAGAAUGA